Bipolaris oryzae ATCC 44560 is the source of this 165-nucleotide messenger RNA. RefSeq lists its product as uncharacterized. NCBI's taxonomy places the organism in Eukaryota, Fungi, Ascomycota, Dothideomycetes, Pleosporales, Pleosporaceae. Bases 1 to 165 code for a protein of 54 amino acids. The record is from RefSeq and is a predicted model, not a curated record. The transcript has a single exon.
AUGACGAGGGCUAAACUUGGCUGCAAGGUCAUACGAGAAGCGACUCAAAUUCGUGCUUCUCCUGCUUCUCCGGCUCCUCCAACAAGUACCGCUUCUCUACCCCCAACAGCGUUGCCUCUGUCUACGUCAAAGGUAUUGCCAGUCGGCCCGCCAUCUAAACCUUAG